Phlebotomus papatasi is the source of this 1348-nucleotide messenger RNA. It is a transcript of the gene sicily, whose product is annotated as NADH dehydrogenase (ubiquinone) complex I, assembly factor 6 homolog. The record is from RefSeq and is a predicted model, not a curated record. Gene Ontology annotation, biological process: mitochondrial respiratory chain complex I assembly; biosynthetic process. The transcript is spliced from 2 exons. Bases 63 to 995 code for a protein of 310 amino acids. NCBI's taxonomy places the organism in Eukaryota, Metazoa, Arthropoda, Insecta, Diptera, Psychodidae. Gene Ontology annotation, cellular component: mitochondrion.
GGACUUUCAUAACCUCAAACCCAUUUGAAUUCUGAGAAAAUUGUGCAAAUUCCUUAAUAAAAAUGAAUUAUUGCCUGUGCAGAAGUUCCAAAUUGAUUCACAAACUUUCUCUGCAAACAAAUAUUCGCAAUUUAUCUGGUGUCAAUGGCAAUAUAUCGAAUUAUUGCCUGAAUUCUGUAAAAAAUCACGAUUAUGAGAAUUUUCUGGCACUCCUGCUACUGAACAAUUCACUCAGAAGAAAAGCUUUUUCCAUAAGAGCUUUCAAUGUUGAAGUAGCACGAGUCAAUAGUCAAGUUUCAGAGGCAAAAAUUGGUGAGAUGAGACUGAAAUUUUGGGAAGAUGCUGUAGAUAAGAUCUUUAGCUCAAAAGAUGUCCCAAUACCUGAACAUCCAAUUGCUAUUGAACUCAAAAAUACCACAAAGGAAUGUUCUCUGUCUAAAAUGUAUUUCCAUAGAUUGGUUAAAGCAAGACGGAGAUUUGGCAAUGUUUCCUUCUUGACAGUUAAGGAACUGGAGGAUUAUGCCGAACAGACCAAUUCCAGUGUGUAUUAUUUGCUCCUGGAAGCAGCUGGAGUUAAAAACAUCCAUGCUGAUCAUGCGGUAUCACAUCUGGGGAAAGCUCAAGGAAUCAGCAACAUAAUCAGAUCUCUGCCUUAUCAACGUCGCAAUGCCAUUAUCCCUAUUCCUCAGGAGACACUACUCAAGCACGGAGUGAGUCAAGAGAGGAUCUAUCGUGAUCAAGAGAAAGACAAAGGGGUAGAAAAUUGUGUAUUUGAGAUUGCCACAAUAGCUCAUCAACAUCUUGCAAAAGCUCGAUCAUUGAGGGAUAAAAUUCCACAAGACUGUCUACAAAUCCUCCUUCCAGCUGUUGCUAUUGAUCGGUAUUUGGAGCGUCUGAGACGUGCAAAUUUCCAUCCCUCUGCAAAGUCUGUACAGAAGCGAGAUGCACUUCUCCCUCUGGUUCUCAAAUGGAACCGAAUGCGUUCGAAAUUCUAAAAGAAAAUGCUCUGGCAAAAAGACGCUAUGGACAAAAAGCCAACCAAUUAGCAAAAUGAGUUGUAGCCUGAUGUACAAGUUCUUCUGACUCUACUUGUACCACACACAAUAAAUAUAAAAUAGAUCGUGAAAUAUGUAUGUUGUUGCUUCCGCGGAAUUAAAAGCAACACAGAACAGUGGGAAAAAUGUUGAUGCACUUUACACCGUGUACAAAGGAUUUGCUUUUUCAAACGGGUAAGAGUUUCUGACAAUUUAAGGAUAAAAAUCCUUGACAGAAAAAUAAUUAAAAUUUAUCUUCAAACAAUGUACAUAAUUUAUAAAGCUAAUGUGAAUAAAUUAAAUCUAAAAUUAGA